Molecule: messenger RNA, 1295 nt
Organism: Saprolegnia parasitica CBS 223.65
Lineage: Eukaryota; Oomycota; Saprolegniomycetes; Saprolegniales; Saprolegniaceae
Exons: 9
Coding region: 24-1295 (423 amino acids)
Cellular component (GO): extracellular matrix
Molecular function (GO): protein binding
Source: RefSeq, a predicted model, not a curated record
ACCGUUUCGAAACGCUACCCAUCAUGGGUGCUGCGAGCUCGUCGCGUCUCCUUGCGACGACCGAAGCCGCGCUGGCCGACGGCGCCGAGGUCCUCGACCUCUCGCACGAGCCACUCCGUGUGCUGCCACCCACCUUCAUUGCGAUGCUCUCCUACAGCGUGCAGCUCAAGGAGCUGCGGCUCUCGAGCGCUGGCCUCACGCAGCUGCCCGCGAGCUUUGGUCGUCUCGCCGCCCUCGAGCGUCUCGCGCUGGACCGCAACCAUCUCAAGGAAUUGCCCAUCUCGUUCCAUGAACUCCGACGGCUCCGCGCGUUGGACGUGAGCUACAACCAGCUGGCGUCGCUUCUCGGCAACUUUUGCGACCUCGUCGAGCUCCAGCAUCUCUGGCUGCACGCGAACAAGCUGUCCGCGCUCCCAGACGCCUUUGGGAAUCUCCAGGCGCUCAAGACGCUCAGUGUGCAGAACAACAUACUGGGGCGGCUCCCGUACUCGAUCGUGCGGAUACCAGGGCUCGAGGUUGUCGACGCCAGCGACAACCAUAUCCUGGACCUCCCUAUCGAAUGGGAGACGUGCCCGGCGCUGCGCACGCUUCGGCUCUCGCACAACUACCUCAACAGCAUCCCGACGGGUCUCUGGGAUCUUCUCCAGCUCGAGACGCUGACGCUAUCGCACAAUCGCCUCGUGGAGCUGCCGGUGCCAACACCUGUCGCUGCGCUGCCGAGCCUCACCAACCUCAGUCUGAGCUACAACCGCAUUGACGCUCUUCCAGCGUCGCUGCUGCAGAUGCCCCGCGUCCAAGUGCUCACACUCGCGACCGUCGACGACAGUCUUUUUCGACUCGUGGACCUCGUCUUCCUCGAUCUCUCCGAGAAUAGCUUGGCGGUGCUGCCGUCUGACGGGUGGCACUCGCUCGUACGCCUCGUCGAGCUUCACAUUGCCCACAAUCGGCUCUCGGCGGUACCAAGCGGCUUGGAACUGCUUCCAAAGCUCCAAUUUCUGAAUCUGAGCAACAAUGUGCUGCAGACUUUGCCCGACGCUAUGGGGCAAUUGACGUCGCUAGAGACACUCUGGUGUCAUAACAACGAGCUCAAGGGCCUUCCACCGACCAUUGACGGGCUGCAGCAACUGCACACGCUUUUUCUCGAGCACAACCCCAUGACGCGCGUACCAUCGACGCUCUCGUCCUUGUCAGCGCUGUGUCACCUCAGUAUGGACCGCAAGUCGUUUGCGCUGCUGGACCCAGAGCUGAUUUCGUUCUGCAACCAACGACCGGCGUUUGAGAUCCAUGGACUAUAG